Pseudophryne corroboree (corroboree frog) is the source of this 1572-nucleotide messenger RNA. Its product is annotated as olfactory receptor 2AT4-like. NCBI's taxonomy places the organism in Eukaryota, Metazoa, Chordata, Amphibia, Anura, Myobatrachidae. The record is from RefSeq and is a predicted model, not a curated record. Gene Ontology annotation, biological process: G protein-coupled receptor signaling pathway. The transcript has 2 exons. Gene Ontology annotation, cellular component: membrane. Gene Ontology annotation, molecular function: olfactory receptor activity; G protein-coupled receptor activity. Bases 223 to 1158 code for a protein of 311 amino acids.
ACGCAAACAAUUCAGAAGUUUACACAGUGGGAGAUUAUAUGUUACUGAGCAUGUUCCAAAAAGCAGCAAAAAAUACACCCACCCAGCAGUGCCGGAGCUGAAAGUCCCAACCCACGCCCGAACUUUGCCACUGAGACCAAUGAUCAAUGUAAGGCCAGAGGUGAGACCAUCGAUAGCAACAGCGCAGAGAUGCAUACACUAUAUAAGUCCAUGAAUGUUUGAAUGGCCAAUGAAUCGGAGAUCUUAGAGUUCGUCCUCAUCGGUUUUCCAGGUCUUCCAGAAAAAUUUCAUAUCGUCUUUGGAAUACUGAUCUUCCUCCUCUAUAAUGUAUCACUGUGCGUGAAUAGCACUGUAAUAACGCUGGUCGUUCUGAAGCAACACUUACACCAGCCAAUGUAUAUAAUCAUCGCCAGCCUGGCCAUGUCCGAUGUUCUCUUUGACAUAUCAACCUUGCCAAAAAUAAUAGCCAAGUAUUGGUUAGGUGCCGGAUCUAUGUCCCUCUACGGAUGCUUUAUACAAAUGUUCAUCAUUCAUACUUUGAAUUCGCUUGAUUCAUUGAUUUUGUUGCUGAUGGCUGUGGAUCGUUAUGUUGCCAUCUGCAAACCGCUCAGAUACCAUUCCAUCAUGAGAAACGGACUUGUUGCACUCCUAUGCUUAAUGUUAUGGCUCACGGCCGCUGUGAUUGGAAUUUGUCUGAUAUAUAUAACUUACCAACUUCCAUACCUAGGUUCAAAUAAAGUAAAGAACUUUUUUUGUUCCAUGGGGACUGUAUCUGUCACAUCUCGUGCUGACCCAACGUCUACGUUAUUGAAAGGAUAUUAUAUUGGUUUGGCCUUUCACCUUGGCCCGUUAUCUUUUAUUAUAUUCUCAUACAGCAUUAUAAUCACAAAGAUCUGCACCACAGCCCGAUCUGAGAGCUGGCAUAAAGCCUUCUACACCUGCGUGACCCACUGGUUUGUGAUUGGCACAUACUUUAUACCUCGGAUGAUUGUUUAUACCUUUGACACAACACAAAAACCUCAAAUAGACGUCUAUAUUUUUCUUAUUUGCAUAUACUCAUUUGUGCCGCACUGCACCAGCCCCAUAAUAUUUUGUCUUAGGACUGAGGAAAUUAAGAGAACUCUGGGGACUGUUUUUAAAAGAAAAAACACUCCUUGAUUAAUAUUUCACAGUCACUCAUCUAAACGUAUCUCUCUAAAAUAAUACAUAAAGCAAAUGGGGGAAAUAUGUAUAAAAGACCCAUGUAUAAUCACAUCCAGGAAAUAACAUUUGGAUGAUGUGUUCACACCAGAGAUGUGUGUGAAGUCGUCUUUUAGUUUUGGUUCUAAGUUCAUCAAUUUUUUGUUUGUUUUGCAAAAUCACCCUCAAGUGUUUUUGUGCAGAAUUCAAAUUUAAAAAGUUGAAUCUUGGGUUUGGGAUUUCUUGAAAAUGGAUAAAAUAAAUAGCAAAAAUCAUGGAAUUUUUGCAAUCCAAAACCCGAAAUUCAAAUUCGGGUGGUUUUGGUUUUCUAAUAAAUAAUCUCUAGUUCACACUUGCAAGUGAUGAUGAUUGGUAAUAUAUAUGAUUGAGAAA